Messenger RNA from Gigantopelta aegis, 692 nucleotides. RefSeq lists its product as uncharacterized. The coding region runs from base 151 to 582 and encodes 143 amino acids. NCBI's taxonomy places the organism in Eukaryota, Metazoa, Mollusca, Gastropoda, Neomphalida, Peltospiridae. The record is from RefSeq and is a predicted model, not a curated record. The transcript is spliced from 3 exons.
GGCCGUAAAUGAAGUCUUAUCCCUCUAUUUGCAUUUCUGGAACCGCCCUAUCUACUAGGAUCAUAUAACAGGACUACAUGGUGGUGGCACGUAAUCCACAUUUAUGACGUAAGCUGUUUGAUUAAUGAAACCUGAAAACAAAUUAAAAAUAUGAAACAAGAUUUGUGUAUAAAUGCCGAAUCUUUAGUUCAGUUUCGCAUUCAGAUCUGGUACUACACUCUUUUUGUUGUUUCUUCUCUUCUGAAUUCCGGAAUCAGAAUGACCUCUCUGUUGGCGUCGUUGGUUGUGGUAGCUGCUGUGCUGCUGGCGUCUACGUCUGCUAGUUUCAUAUCAGGAAAACAUGCUUGUGCCUUUUGUCCUGGUCGUCUAAUCAACCCUACGUGUUUGUGCGGUGAAAUGCUCGACACCAUUGGAUGCCCAACUGGAAUAUGCAGACCGUGUUAUCGUAAAAACUACUGCAGUCGAAUCAGCAUGUGUCCCACGAGAUGUCGACGUGGUUACUGUCACAGUUAUACCACGGGGUGCAUGGUGUGUACGUGCAGAGAGUACAGCAUUACCAGGCCAGGCAUAAUCACGUACUAGAUCAGUAUCACGUACUAGACCAGGAUCACGCACAGAACCGACGUUAUCCAGAUGACACUAUUCUAAAACAGAGUAAUCUGUUUAGUGAUCCAAUAAAAUUGCAAAGAUGA